GGGCUGUGCUUCGGUGCCACUUAUCAUUAGAUAUGGCCACCGUUAUAGAGUACACCGAAGCGUCAUCUUCAACUUAAUUUAGUGAUAUUCCAUACUAAUUUCGCAGUUCGGCCACUGUGGCAGGCGACAUGUUAUUUUUGGCAAGCUAAUGUUUGUUUUUACAUGUCUUUGGAGGCGGCUGUUACUGCGUGGCAGGCUGGCUGCGAGUCUCCUAACUGGCCGCUUGGUCCCGCAGCUUGUCGAUGCUGAAGAAAAUAGAACCAGUUGCCAACCAAGCGGUCGGCACCCAACGUUCGGUCUGCGCGUCUCUGUACAUUCGCUGAGGAUUCACAUUUAAAGUUUCAUUACCGGGGUGUUGACUCUUGCAGCCGCUUGGAUUCUGGCUUUGAUUUGUUCAGACGUUAAUGGUAAGAUUGUUGGCCGUAGACUUGGGUGGCUAACACCAACUAGCUAUAUAACCAGAACUCGUGCGACGACAGCUGUCAUUGGAGAAAGGAAAGUGAUCCCCACAAAUGCGUGUGCAAGUGAAGCGGUUUUCUGUUGGAUUUACAUCAUCUGCAUGUCCAUCAAAUGGGCAAAGUUGGGAAUAACAUUGCAACGUUGGAAUAUAAUGAUAUGCGUUAUGCAUUUUUGAGAACUGCGGUGUUGCUUCAUUGGAGAGGCUAGCUAGCUCCAUUAGCUUGCUAGCUAGCUGGGUGAUAAAAGUGCGACGUUUCAUCCCCCAGUAUUUUGGAUAUGAAGAGGAUAAUUCGCUACUCAUAGGGCUGGAAGAAUGUCAUCAGAGGAUAAGACUGUGGAACCCUCUGACCAGGGACCUUCACCGCCCUCCAGCAGUGUAGGGGCCACAUCCACAGGAAGUCCUGCCCACGCAGACAAGCGACCACGUGGCAGGCCGCGCAAGGAUGCUGCUGCCAUCCUACCCCAGGCGCCACCCUCGUCCACGUCUAAGAACAGAAAGAAGGGUCGCACCAGAGGGAGGGUUGUUGUGGAUGAGGAGGACAGCAUGGAUGGGACUGAGAUAACAGAGUCCAUUGGCCCUCAGGACACAGAAACACCAAUCCAGCCAGUGGAAACUGUGGAAGUGGUGGCCACUGAGGUGCCAGAGGAGGACAAGCCCUCUUCCCCUCUGGCCCAGAGCCCUCCAGCCGAGAAUCCAGCAGGACCAUCUGUCCCAGCAAGUAGAGAAGUCAAAAGCAGCGAGCGUCUCUGUGCCUUCUGUUACUGCGGUGGCCGUAGCCUGCUGGGUCAGGGGGAACUGCAAGCAUUCAGCACCACGCCUCUGCUCGAAGCACUCUUCAGCCGCAUGGGUGGAGGAGGCUCGCCGAGCGAAAGCAGUGAUGGUGAUAAAACCACUCAGCCAAAAAUGGCCGGAGAGACCACCUCAGGACAGAGGGAAAAGACGAAUGGGUCUGAAAGCUGCGAGGAAGAACCAGACCCAGCCAGUCGAUUUUGGGAUGAGCUUUCUCAUGUCGGCCUUCCACAAGUUCUUAACGUCCAGUCUCUCUUCGAGUCAGGGCAAUGCUGGGCACAUCAGAGUUGUGCCUUGUGGUCCGAAGGUGUUUGUGAGGGCGAGGGACAAUCUCUGCUUAAUGUGGACAGAGCCAUUGACUCAGGGAGCACAAAGCACUGUGCAUACUGUAAGCGCCUUGGAGCAUCCGUUAAGUGCUGUGCUGAAGGAUGUGCUCAACUCUACCAUUUCCCCUGUGCGGGGGCAGCUGGGACCUUUCAGGAUAUCAGGAGUCUCUCGCUCCUCUGCCCAGAACACAUUGAACUGGCCAUUCACAAAUUUGUAGAUGAUGUAAAUUGCGCACUAUGUGAUAGUCCAGGGGACCUACUGGACCAGCUCUUCUGCACCAGUUGUGGUCAGCAUUACCAUGGGAUGUGCCUGGACAUGGCCGUGACCCCUCUGAGGAGGGCAGGUUGGCAGUGCCCUGAGUGCAAAAUCUGCCAGACAUGCAAGAAUCCAGGAGAGGACACUAAAAUGCUGGUGUGUGACAUGUGUGACAAAGGAUACCAUACCUUCUGUCUGCAACCUGCUAUAGACACUCUUCCAACCAAUGGAUGGAGAUGUAAGAACUGCAGAGUAUGCAUCCAAUGUGGAACACGAACCAGCGGGCAAUGGCACCACACCAGCCUGCUGUGUGAGAACUGCAUCCAAAACCAGGACCCUGCUCUGUGCUGUUCUAUGUGUGCCUGCAUCCUGGACCCUGAGCAUCACAAAGACUUACUCUUCUGCCAGACUUGUAAGAGAUGGCUACACCUGGAGUGCGAGCGUCAGAACUCAGGCCAAGCAGAAAUCCACCCCAGAGAGGACUAUGUUUGUUCCAACUGCAAGACUCCUGCUGCAGAGCAGGCGCUACAGGCAGAGGAUAUGGACACCGGCCCAGAGCUCAGCCCUCAGCCAGCCUCCAUGCACACAGACUCUGAGACUGGCCUACAGCUGGCUCAAAAGCACACGGACCUAGAACCUGGCACUCAGCGAUCUCCUGAAAUGCACAAUGACCCCAAACCGGAAUUACUUGCUGUUCCAUUGCACUCAGAUCCAGAGCCUGUUCAGGCUACCGUCCAGGAGGAGAAGCUGGCCACGUCAGCCCCGAAGCCUGGUGGGUCUUUGUUCCAAAAAGAAGUCUCAGCGGGAGCAGAUGUUGAGAAGCAGGUUACUGAACCUUCUGUCAACAAAAUCCUAACGGAAUUCAAACUAGAAACAAAACCAGCAGCAAGAGCCCAGCUUACAUCUACAGAGAGUCCUGCGUCUCCAGCGACUCCCAGCCAAGAGUCGGAGUCCUUUCCAGCCCAGCUCUCCAUGGAGGCACUACAGACACAGGAUACAACAUCACAGAUCAAACCAGCAAAGACAGAGGCCUGCCCCGAGCAGGGCAUGGCCAACCCCAGCACAAAGGAUUUUAAGGCCAUCAUCUCAACCACCAAAGAACCAAGUACUGCAUCAGUACCUUUCACGGACCAACCAAUGGAAGUCUCACUACCCCAGCCUUCGAGUAUGGAUGUAGUCAGGGCUUCAUUCCUGGAAACUGCUCCAGAAGAACUUAAUAAGGAGAGGAUUGAGGGUAUUUUUCACAGGAACCUGGCAGAGACUGUUAAGCCCUCACCCUCUAGUACAUCAGAGGAGAUGUACACUACACCGGAGAGCAAGCCCAAUCUGUCAUUUCCCUGCCUGUCUUCAGAGGAGAAACCACUCAAGACAUCCGUGGAAAGGCUGGCGGAAAUGGUUUCCUCUCCUUGCCACUCCUCCCCUCUGGCCCGAGGGACAUCUCCCAGAGAGCCACCCCAGACCCAAAUCCUACCUUCACUGAGUGACCACAGCAGUGUCAUACCCACCACCACCCUCAUACCACUCACUCCGAAGAUUGGAAUGGGAAAGCCAGCCAUCACCAAGAGGAAGUUUUCUCCUGGGAGGCCACGGGUGAAACAGGGUGCAUGGAGCCCCCAUAGCAGUGUGAGCUCCCCCUUGUCCUGGUCGCCAGACCAGCCAGAGGGGUGGGACGUCCCAAAGACCAGGCAGUCCUCUGGCAGCCCCGGCUGGAGCAUCAGAGUGGGUCGGGGCUCAGGCUUCCCUGGGAGGAGGAGGCCCAGAGGGGCUGGUCUGUCAGGUAGAGCUGGACGUGGGAGGGCCAGAGGCAAGAAUGGAGCGAGUCCCAGCAUAAACCCUGGGGUAUGUGCCGUCAACUGGAUCACCACAAUAGAAACACCAUACCCAGUCAAGGAGGAGGAGGAGAAUGCCAUGCAUAACACAGUGGUUAUAUUCUCCAGCAAUGACAGUUUCACGCUGAAACAGGACAUGUGUGUGGUGUGUGGGAGUUUUGGCCUCGGUGCAGAGGGCCGGCUUUUGGCCUGUGCUCAGUGUGGCCAGUGCUACCAUCCAUUCUGUGUCGGCAUAAAGAUCACAAAGGUGGUGCUGAGUAAAGGCUGGCGUUGUUUGGAGUGUACAGUGUGCGAGGCCUGUGGCCAGGCCACAGAUCCUGGCCGCUUGCUGCUGUGUGACGACUGUGACAUCAGCUAUCACACCUACUGUCUGGACCCUCCUCUGCAGAAUGUGCCCAAGGACAGCUGGAAGUGCAAAUGGUGUGUGUCCUGUACCCAGUGUGGCGCCACUACCCCAGGCCUAAGGUGUGAGUGGCAGAAUAAUUACACCCAGUGUGCCCCCUGUGCCAGCCUUGCAACGUGCCCCAUCUGCCUGGUGGACUACAGUGAAGGCACCGUAAUUGUGCAGUGCCGCCAAUGUGACAGAUGGUUCCAUGCGUCUUGCCAGGGUCUCCAUUCAGAUGAAGAUGUAGAAAAAGCAGCCGACAGCAGCUUCGACUGCACAAUGUGCCGAGCUUUCAAGACCACUAAAGUUGUGACCAAGGCCAGAGACUCUAUUGAGCCAGUAGUUAUGACGCAGAUUGUCACAAAGGCUAAAGACAUGGAUCUGUCGAGGACCUACACCCAGGAUGGUGUUUGUUUGACAGAGUCAGGGCUCUGCCAGCUCCAGAGCUUGUCUGCGACAGCGUCACGGCGCAGGAAACCCAAGCCAAAGCUGAAGCUGAAGAUCAUUAAUCAGAACAGUGUGGCAGUGCUUCAGGCUCCUGUAGACCACCUCACAGAGCUCUCUCGUGAUGAAGACAUGGAGGACAACAGAGAGGCGGAGCUCCUAGAUUGUGAGGCGAAGUCUGACUCGAGCCUGGAGCGAGAGCCAGCAGAAGAUGACUCCAAGGGGGCGGACGGCGGCAAGAAGAGGAAGAGGAAACCGUACCGGCCGGGCAUUGGUGGGUUCAUGGUCCGGCAGAGGAGCCGUCCAGGUCAAGGUCCAGGCAAAGCCAAACGAUCCCUCUGCAGAAAGGAUUCCACUGGCUCUGUGUCAGAGAAUCCCUUUGGAAAAGAGGAGGCAGGAUGGACGGAGGCUCUGCCUGACACUCCUGUGGAUGAGACGCCCCCUGGACCAGAGGUCCCAGAGAAAAUAAAGAAACGCUACCGAAAGAAGAAGACAAAACUGGAGGAGGCUUUUCCCGCCUACCUGCAGGAGGCAUUCUUUGGAAAGGACCUACUGGACAAAAGCAAGCAGAGCAGGCAGCAGGGGGUCGAAUCAGGCUUACUGGAAGAAGGGCAAAGCCAUGUGGAGAGGAAGCACCCAACUACCAGCUUCCUGGACCCUUCAUCAGACCCUCUCCUCAGCGCCUCGGCAACAUCCCUCCCCACCAGACCAUCAGCAGCACAGACGUCUGAGGAACCAUUAGUUGAUCUAUCUGAUGUUCUGAACACUGAUGCAGACAUCUUGGGAAUGCUCGGAAAGCCAAGCAGUGACUCUGGUCUUGAUUUUUGCCCCUUCCAGGUUGACAGCUCACCUCCUCCUUUUGCUGGUCUGGACAUCGGGCCCCUGGCAGACAGUUCCCCAGUGGCGCCCCAGUCUCAGGCCGGCCGGAGGACACCUCGAGCCCUCCCAGAGGAACCCCUGGACGGCAUUCUCAGCCCAGAGCUUGACAAGAUGGUCACUGAUGAAUCAAUUCUCAGCAAACUUUACAAAAUUCCAGAGCUAGAGGGCAAAGAUGUGGAGGACCUCUUCACAGCAGUCCUUAGCCCCAGCACGAGCCAACCACCUCCACCACAGGUGCCUCACCCCCAGGGUCCAGGGCCCCUCCCUGCCACACCUGGCACUAGUAUGCCUCACCCCAACGCAGGGAAUCCCAUGUUUCCAAGGAUGCCAAUGAUCAAUGGUAUGAUGGGACCAAACCAACGCUUCCCUACAAAUUCAGGAGCAGGGCCCUGCAUCCCAGAAAAUUUCUCCCCCCUUAACCGUAUGCCUUUCACUGACAAUCCAAGGGAUAGAAAGUUUAAUCAGAUGCCUAGAGAGGCAGUUGGUCCAUGGUCCGCCCAUGGCCCCGGCCCCACACCCCCUGGACCUCUGCCUGAGGGGGAGACUGAAGCCAUGUCAAAUGCCCAAAGGAGUACACUCAAGUGGGAGAAGGAGGAGACACUUGGAGAGCUAGCCACUGUAGCGCCCGUCCUAUAUACCAAUGUCAAUUUCCCCAACCUCAAAGAAGAAUACCCAGACUGGUCUACAAGAGUAAAGCAAAUUGCAAAACUUUGGAGGAAAGCUAGUUCACAAGACAGGGCCCCAUAUGUGCAAAAGGCAAGAGAUAACCGAGCAGCCCUGCGCAUCAACAAAGUCCAGAUGUCGAAUGAGACGGUGAAGAGGCACCACCCACAGCAACAGCCCCCUGAGGUGUUUGAUCCCAACAUACCACUAGACACAGAACUGCUGUUUAAAGACCCUUUGAAACCAAAAGAGUCAGAGCAUGAACAAGAGUGGAAGUUUAGACAGCAAAUGAGGCAGAAAAGCAAACAGCAAGCCAAAAUUGAAGCCACUCAGAAACUGGAGCAAGUCAAGAAUGAGCAACUCCAGCAGCAGCAACAGCAGCAGCAGCAGACCAACAGCCAGACAGAGGGCGAUGGCAACAACAGUGGAAACGGCAGUCCAGCCUCCCAGCCCAGCAAUGGCAGCAUGUCCCCCAUGCAGCAGCUCAAUUCUAAGGAUGGCUUUGCCAGGCCGCAGCUACCAGGGACGCCCACUUCAGGUCCCCCGGAGGACGUGUUCUUGCGACCCCCACCUCCCCCUCCAUCUGGCCCUUCCUCGCAACCUCAGUCCCCCCAGGUAUUUUCACCAGGUUCCUCUGGGUCCAGACCCUCCUCUCCAUGGGACCCAUAUGCCAAGAUGGUUGGGACCCCAAGGCCGCCAAAUACAUGUCGCAGAAUGCCUGUGGAAUCUGGGAAAUCCCCCACGUCCUUGAUGGAGCAGCAGGACAGAGGGAGGCCCUCACCUGCUCAUGAAUCUUUUGGUUCUCCAACAUCUAUGAGCAGUGACCCCUACGCCAAACCUCCUGACACCCCAAGGCCAGCUGGGGAAAUGGACCCUUUCCUGAAGCCCAUGGGUCCUCCCAGGGCCAGUCAGGCUGCUCAGGGAAGGCCCCCAAUGGGCUCUCCGGGCAGAGACCCAUACUCGAGGCCCAUGAUAAGAAAUGAGGCCUAUCAGCGCAUGGCUCAGAACAGGAUGAUCUUGUCUGACCCUUACUCACGGCCUUUACUUACGCCAAUUCCUGGAAGUAAUGAGUCUGGCUCUGUCCCUUUGUUCAAAACACCCAUGCCCCCUCCUCAGGCUCAGGAUCCCUUUAACCGACCAGGUCCACAUCCUGCUGACAGGUUCUCCCAGAAUCAGCAGAAUGACCCCUAUGCUCAGCCUCCACAUACACCAAGACCAUCUGGGAAUGACAACUUUACCAGUCCUCCUAGAAUGGGCCAGCAUCACCCUCAGGUGCACUCGUUUGCUCAGCCAGGACCAAUGACUCAGAUGUCUAGAAAUCCUUAUGCUCAUGCACCUUCCACUCCAAGGCCUGACCACUUCACCUAUGACCCCUUUGCCCAGCCAUCUGGUCCCAACAAGCCACCUGCUGACCCUUUCUCUCAGUCUGCAGGCAACCAACGAUCCAUCAAUGAACCCGGUGCUCAACCUCGCCCAUUCUUUGAGCCCUAUGCCCGACCGCCCGGCACCCCACGUCCACAUGACAACUACGGUCAACCUUCAAACACCCCUAACACAUCCUCAGACCCUUACUCACAGGCUCCUUCUACUCCUCGCCCCAGUGGGAUGAACCAGUUCACUCAUCAGUCACACCCUGGACAGAGGAUGUCACCUUCCCACUCAGUGGACCCUUACGCUCAGCCACCAGGUACUCCUCGGCCCUCUGUGGGAGAGAGGUUUUCCAAGUCACCAGGUAGCCAGAGGGGGCCAAUAGAGCCAUUUACUAGCACACCUGGGACAUCAAGGCCAGGGGGUGGUGACAUGUUUCCCCAGCCUGGGGCCCCCAGACCAAUGCUUAAUGAUCCCUACGCCCAGCCGCCAGGGACCCCACGGCCUGGUCUUGAUGGGCUCAGCAGACAAGGGCCAAGGCAAGGGCCAAUGGGAAGCCAGGAUCUUUUCUCUGUACCACAAGGCAGACUUCAAGAGCCCUUCCCCCAUCCAGGCUCACAAACACCAAAACACCCAAGUGUUUCAGAGGAUGGAUUCACACAGUCACCUGCCAGAAGACCCAGUCAGACACCUGGCCAUGACCCAUAUGAGCAAGCCCCGAUGACCCCUCGUCCACAGUCAGUAGAGAAAAUGGAAAUGAAAGAUCAGUCAUGUGUGGGCAACAAUGGAACUAUCCCUCAAGACCCGGGCCAAGCAUCUAACAACCCACAAAUGCCCGGUGCUUCCUCUGAGGCUCAGGGUGUUGCUCUAGCUGAGAGUGAGGAAAGACUCAGACAGCGACAACGAAUAAGAGAGCUAAUCCUCAAACAGCAGCAACAGAGGAGUGCUAUUCGGCAGGAGAGGGGCCCUCAGGAGCCUGCUGGCAACAUAGCCCCAGGAACACCACGACCCUGGCCUCAGGAGGGGCCUGGGCAGCAGGGGGAAAUGUUCAACCGGCCUCCUCCACCUUAUCCUGGACAAGGACCCAUGAGAGGGCCAAUGAGGUUUCCUGGACCUUUUCCAGGCGAUCAGCGUGUCCCUUUCCCUAAUGAGGGGCAACUCCCCAGGGUCCCGCAUCCUGGAGAUCCUAAUUUGAGACAUCAGGGGCCAAGAUUUGCAUUUCCACCUGGGGUUCUAGGACCUCAUGGGGCCCAAGAGUUCUUUCCCAGAGGGCAACACCCAAUGCAGGAUGUCCCUCCUCAAAUGCGACGGUCUAUGUCUGCCGAAAUGGCAAAGAGCAUGGGAGGCAACCCUAUGGGGCUGCCCCAGCACUUCCCACCACGUGGCAUGCCAGUGCAGCAGCACAAUAUAAUGGGCCAGCCUUUCAUUGAGCUGCGACACAGAGCAGUAGAAAACAGGCCACGUCUGCCGUUUCCCCCUGGUGCCAUGCAAGGAGGCAACAUGGAUCCCAGCUUGCAGGGGCAAAGGCUACCAGGCUUUCCAGGAGCACCUGAAUCCAGGUUCCCUUUAAAUCAGGUGCCCAGGAUGGUAGACCCCAUGUCCAGCCACACUGGCCAUGUACAGCUAUCUGCCAGCAUGGACAAUCUUCAUCAGCAAGCCCAAAUGUCAGGAAACAACACAGUCAAACAAACUCAUUUGAUGAGAUCCAUGAGCCAGCCUGCUUCAAAUGAGACCCAGAACAUGGCAGCAUCUAUGAUCCUGACUGCACCCCCUGCUGGGCAGAGUGAGCCGGUCGCGGUGUCCGGCAGUGAAGCUGUGGAGGAGAAACUGGAUGCAGAAGAAUCAGCAGUCAAAGAUCUUGAGGACGUGGAGGUGAAAGACUUGGUGGAUGCUGACUUGGAAAACCUAAAUUUGGAUCCUGAAGAUGGCAAAGACCUUGAUCUAGAGACAAAUGACCUACACCUCGAUGACUUCCUAACAUCUGGGAAAUUUGACAUCAUUGCCUACACAGAUCCUGACCUAGACGACAUCAAGAAAGACAUGUUUAAUGAGGAACUGGAUCUCAGUGAUCCUAUGGAUGAUAAUGCGGACACCACAGAGAUCAACAAAAACUCAAGCACAGGAACUGAGGCGUUGACCACUUCAGAAUCUGUACUGGAAAAGUCUGAGGCCUCAGGUGAGCAGUCCUCAGCUGAGGUGAAGCCGGAGGCCCCCAUGAGUCAGGACUCUGCUUCUUUGGCACCUGGGCAAGAAAUUAAAACAGAGGUCAAGGAGUGUCAGAAACCCCCUGAUGUGGCAGACCAGCAAGCCACUGGAAACACCUUAACCCCAAACCAGCAGGGAGUUCUCUCUGAAUCCACCCCAGUCCUGUCUAGUUUACUCGUUAAGCAGCAGCCUGAGGAGCAGUCAUUAAAUCCAAUUGUUGAAUCUGUCAGUCAAGGAGGUAACCUCAUGCCCCAGCAGAACCAAGUCACUGACACUCAGCAUACCUCUGGGCUUACAUUACCCGACGCCACCGCCGCUGCAGGAGAAGCUUCUAUGACUGGCUUUGGGGCAGACCAGCAGGUGGGGCUAGCCUCUGGAGUGGACCCGAGCAGUCUGACCCCGGCCCAGCAGGCAGCGUUGAACCAGACUCUGGGUCAGCACGGCCAGCAACACCGCCCUCUUCUGCUAGAGGAGCAGCCACUCCUAUUGCAGGACCUCCUAGACCAGGAGAGGCAGGAGCAACAGCAGCAGAGGCAGAUGCAAGCCAUGAUACGACAGCGCUCCAGCGACUCCUUCUUCCCAAACAUUGAUUUUGAUGCCAUCACUGACCCCAUCAUGAAAGCUAAAAUGGUUGCCCUGAAAGGCAUCAACAAAGUCAUGGUUCAGAACAACAUGGGAAUGAGCCCAAUAGUCAUGAACAGAUUUCCUCCUGGUCCUGCACCACCUUGUCCUGAAAGCACACCACUUCCUCCACAAGUUGUUGGACAGGAUGGCAAAUUGACACAAGUAGCAAGACCAAAUCCUCCAAACUUUGGACCGGGAUUUGUCAACAAUGCUCAGAGGGCUCAGUACGAGGAGUGGCUCCAGGAGACUCAGCAACUACUUCAAAUGCAGCAGAAGUUUCUGGAAGAGAAGAUUGGGGCUCACAGGAAGUCUAAGAAAGCCCUUUCUGCCAAGCAGAGAACAGCUAAGAAGGCAGGGAGAGAGUUCCCUGAGGAGGACGCCGAGCAGCUCAAACAUGUCACAGAGCAGCAGGGUGUAGUGCAGAAACAACUGGAGCAGAUCCGCAAGCAACAGAAGGAGCAUGCUGAGCUUAUAGAGGAGUAUCGAGUGAAACAGCAGCAGAACAAUAUGACACCCAUAAUGCCUGGGAUGCACCCAAUGCCAGGCCCUGCUGGCAUGGUCCCCGCUGGACCACCAAUUGUCCAGCCUCCUAUGAAUCCCAUGAUGCAGAUGCCACUUCAUCCGGGCCAGCCAAAUGCACCUCCGUGUAUACCCAACCCGCCACCUGGCUGGCAUCCUGGUGCUCCUAUGCCCAUGCCGGGACCAGGAAUGCCACCUAUAAUGCCGCCCCAGGUACCUGUGGGAAAUCCAGGCCAACCUCAUCAGAUGCCAAUGGGUAACAUACCUCAACACCCGCAAAUGCCUGUGGAUCCCCAGGCACCACCAGCUCCACCAGGUGGUGUAAAACCUAUGCAGGCAGGUGGUGUGAAGUUUGACGACAACAACCCAUUCAGUGAAGGUUUCCAGGAGCGGGAGAGGAGGGAGAGGCUCAGGGAGCAGCAGGAGAGACAGCGGGUGCAGCUAAUGCAGGAAGUCGAACGACAGAGAGCCCUGAAACACCGUAUGGAAAUGGAGCAGCAAGGGAUGAUGGGGCCGGAUGGGAACAUGGCACCGCUCGCUCAGAUGCCGUUUUUCAACACAGAGCUGCCACAGGACUUCAUGCAGCCUCAGAGGCCUCCAAUGCAACAGCAGCAACAACUUGCACCAAUGUUCCCCCAGCAGCAGGUCAUGCAGCCCGGUAUGGGCUCACCACCUGGGACUUUUAUGCAAGGUGAAAGGAGGGCCAUGAUGGGCAAUGGAAUGAUGCCCCGUGACAUGGGGCCUGGUUUUGGGCCUGAUAAUCUUGCCCUACAAGCACCUAAUUUUCCCCAGGGUCAACCCAGACCUCGUCAGUUCAGUGGCCCAGGAAUGAUGCUCCAGAUGCCAGGUGAGGGUCCACCAUUCGGAGGUGACUCAGCUACACCUCUACCGUCUAACUUUCCAGGCUCAGGUCAGUCUCUAAUCCAACUCUACUCCAACAUCAUCCCAGACGAGAAGGGUAAGAAGAAGAGAAAUCGCAAAAAGAAGAAGGACGAUGAUGCAGAUUCUGUCAAGACACCUUCAACUCCACACUCAGACCUUACAGCCCCUCUCACACCAUGUGUCUCGGACACUUCCUCAACUCCAACCAGAAACACCCAUCUCUUCGGUGACCAGGAUUUGUCACGGUCCCCCUUACUGGGAUCUACCACCCCCAGUCACUCAGAGCUGGAGAGGCAGCUUUCUGGAGGCCAAUCUGGACACCCUGGUCUCCUAGCAGAAGCAGCAAGAGCCCAGGCUCAGGAACAUGACAGGAUCCUUAACAACAUAAAGCUGGAGCAGACUGAUGCCAGUGAGUGUCAUGGGCCACGGGAAGGGUCCAUUGGCUCAGAAAUGAGCUCUGUGAAGGAGGAGGGUAAUAAAGGGAGUGUGUCUCCCUUCCCUGCAGGGCAAAGUCCAAACAAGGGGGAGGCUGGCAAUGAACUACUGAAACACCUUCUGAAGAACAAGAGCACACCUCCACCUGGACUGUCCCAGCAGAGGUCAGUGGAGAGCAUGCGCUCAGAGGAGGAGGAUCCUGCAGACUGCAAAGCCCUGCUGAGACAAAGCUCCAUGGACAGCAACGGGGCGUACUCAGAUGGCACCCCAGACUUUCCAGGACCUGUGCUCCCAGAACAGGAGAAGAAGAAAGGGAGGAACAAGAGGGCUCCGAAAGGAGGGGAGAAGCCUGCCUCUCGCUACAAGAAAAGGAAGAAGGAAGGGGAUGAGAGGCAGCUAAUGCACUCUGGCCCUGACACUGUAAUGACCCAAAUCAAACAGCAGCUCUCCCUGCUGCCUCUCAUGGAGCCCCUGAUUGGGGUCAACUUUGCCCAUUUCGCUCCCUAUGGCAGCGGCCAGCUCAACGGAGAGAACCUCCUGUCUGGUACCUUUGGCAGCGCCUCACUCGAUGGAGUCUCUGACUAUUACUCCCAGCUGGCCUACAAGCAGAGUAACCUGAGCAAUCCACCAACACCACCGGCGUCUCUUCCUCCCACUCCACCACCUGUGAACCGACAGAAAAUGAUCAAUGGGUUUGCGACGACAGAAGAGCUGGCCAGCAAAGCUGCUGCCAUGGUGUCCAAAGGCCUGGUCCCAAAGCCACUACAUGUCCCAUUCAGAACCGAGGAAGACCUACUAGCCCGGGCCAUCGCGCAGGGACCCAAAACUGUGGAUGUUCCGGCCUCCCUCCCCACCCCUCCUCACAACAACCAGGAGGAGCUCAGCAACAGAGGACAGGAGCCUUGCAAGGACAGGGACACACCUGACAGUUUUGUUCCGUCCUCAUCUCCUGAGAGCGUGGUUGGCAUGGAGAUAAGUCGCUACCCAGACCUCUCUCUGGUGAAGGAAGAGCCACCGUCCCCCUGCCUGUCUCCUGUCCUUCCCAUGCUUCCUGCACCAGAUGGGAAAGGGUCAGAAAUAAAAUUGCAGGAUAUCAAAACAGAGCCUUCUGCAAUGUUCUUCGGCUCCCCCUUUGGCUCCAUGUCUAAUGACUCCAAACAAGGACUGGUGUCUGUCGCCAUCACACUGAGACCAGCUGCAGCAGAGAACAUCACAGGUGUAGUGGCAGCCAUUUCAGAUCUACUAUGUGUGAAGAUCCCCAGUAGUUACGAGGUCAGCAGCACCCCAGACAGGGGGCCCCUAUCUGUACUCAGCGGUCAAAGGGUAGGCCCUCAUGGCAUGGAGCCGCGGCCUCCCAUGCUCUUCCACGGACAAGGAGACAGCGGGCUUCACGGUCGACCAGGUCAGAUGAUAAGGCCCAGUGGAGCACAGGCGAUGAUGCAUCCGCAGCAGGCACAUCAUUUCCGUUUCCAUCCCAACAGCCCAGGCGCAGCUCUCGCUCGAGGACACGACCAGAAGACCCCUGCAAGCCCUGGAUGUAAACCUCACUGGUGCUGCCACUGUAAGGUGGUGGUUCUGGGAAAUGGAGUUCAGAAAUCCAUCAAAGAUCUCCCAGCCCACAUGAAGGAAUCUGGAGGCCGUUUGAAAUCUGAAGAGGACCUGGUCUUCUGUAGUCACAGCUGCUUCCUGCUUUAUUGCUCCUCGUCGCCAAUGCAGUCCAGAUCAGCCACAGAAACUAAGGAAUCAGUGUCCCUUCUCCCUGCCUCCGAGCAGACCGAGAGCCUUUCUAAGACUCUGCACCAGUACAAUAACAAUAUGUCAUCGCUGGAUGUCCAUUGCCUGGCCCAGCUUCAGCCCAAACAGUCUCCCCCCUCUACUCCCCCUAUCCCCUUCCCCAUGGCAGGCGAGGCACCCAAGAUGGAGACCAAGUCUGAUGCUAUCAAAGUCACCGUGAAGCUGAAGGCGCGGCCGAGGUCCCAUGACGGCUGGCACCAGGGAAAGAGACAGAAAGGACUCCGCUGGAGGAAGUGGACUGUUCAGGUGGUAGUGCCAAGAGGGAAUUCCCAACUUCCAGACGAGGAUAAGAUCGAUGAGCUCCUGAAGAAACUCGGGGCCUCCCUGCGCCCUCCUGCCUUGCUGCGGGACCACAGGCGGUGCUGUUUCUGUCACCAGUUCGGAGAUGGGAUCACUGACGGCCCUGCUAGGCUUCUUAAUCUAGAUCUUGACGUGUGGGUUCAUCUAAACUGUGCCCUGUGGUCGACUGAGGUGUAUGAGACGCAGGCUGGCGCCCUCAUCAAUGUAGAGCUCGCACUGCGUCGCGGCCAAACAGUACGCUGCGCAUACUGCCAGCAGACUGGAGCCACCAGUGGCUGCCACCGCCUUCGCUGCACCAAUGUCUACCAUUUCACCUGUGCUCUGCAAGCUCAGUGCACCUUCUUCAAGGACAAGACCAUGCUAUGCCAUGCCCACAGGCCCCGGGGAACAGCUGGACAGGCACUGGAGCAUGAGCUGCGCUGCUUUGCCGUCUUCCGACGUGUCUACGUCCAAAGAGAUGAAGUGCGUCAGAUGGCCACCGCUGUGCAGCAGCCCGAGUUAGGCUAUACCUUUCGAGUCGGCAGCCUGGUGCUGCAUGCAAUGGGCCAACUAACCCCUCUGCAAAUGGCAAACUUCCAUUCCACAACGGCCAUCUUUCCGGUUGGCUACGAGGCUUGCCGCAUUUACUGGAGCAUGCGCCAUGGCAACCGCCGUUGCCGUUAUGUCUGCUCUGUUGAGGACAGAGAAAAUCAGCCAGAGUUUACCAUCAGAGUCAUUGAACAGGGCUACCAAGACCUGGUCCUGACUGACAACUCUGCUAAAGGAGUGUGGGAUAAGGUUCUGGGCCCUGUGGCUGAGAAAAGAAGUGAAGUUGGCACUCUGAAGCUCUUCCCUGUUUACCUGAAAGGAGAGGACUUGUUUGGACUCACAGUCCCUGCAGUCACCAAGAUCUCUGAAUCGCUCCCGGGAGUGGAGGCGUGUGUCAGGUACUCAUUCCGUUAUGGACGCAACCCUCUCGUGGAGUUGCCUCUCAUAUUUAAUCCAGCUGGAUGCGCCCGUGCCCAGCCAAGAACCAGCUCUUCCUACACUUCACUGGUGAUAAGGCCACAACAACAGGCUGUCUCCACCAGCAGUGCCAGGUCGAACCAGAAUGUGGCCCAAGGAGAAGGUGGCGCCCCCCAUAGCAAGCCUCCAGUAGUGCACCCCAGGUCUUCUCAGUACCGCUGGAUGAAGAGUGAGUGGAGAGCCAAUGUCUAUCUGGCCCGCUCACGCAUUCAGGGCCUGGGUCUGUUUGCUGCUAGAGACAUUGAAAAACAAACUAUGGUGAUCGAAUACAAUGGAACCAUCCUCCGAAAUGAGGUCGCCAUCAGGAAGGAGAAGAUCUAUAGAUCUCAGAACCGGGAAGUGUUCAUGUUCCGCAUCGACAGCGAACAUGUUGUAGAUGCCACCCGAACUGGAGGGCUAGCAAGAUAUAUCAACCACUCUUGUGCCCCGAACUGUGUCGCUGAGGUGGUCACAUUUGAGAGGGGUUACAAAAUCAUCAUCAGCUGCAAUCGCAGAGUUGAUAAAGGAGAGGAGCUGUGUUUCGACUACCAGUUUGACCCUGUGGAGGGUCGGCACAAGAUCGCUUGCCACUGUGGAGCUCCUGAAUGCAGGAAGUGGAUUAACUAAGGAGAACAAAAAAAACGACAAACCUAAAUGCAUUCCUUGCUAUAGUGUGCGGAUGAUGUGAUCUCUGCACAGACAAAACAAGGCUUCACAUUAAAGUCAUUUUAUGAAUGAGCAGAAGGCCUGAACCCUUGGAGAGGUGAAGUAAUGAUGUGUUGGUUCAUCAGGAUCGCGGAGGAAAAAAAAUGGGUGGAGGAAGGGAAAUGUAACACAGUAGCAGGAUGUGACUCGUGCCAUAUGUGAGAGGCUCUGUUGUUGUGAGACGCCUCUGUCUGUCUGUAUGUGUCUGUGCGUUUGUUUGGUGUACAUGGGGGUGCGGAAUCCACCAGCGAAUGAGAAAGCACUGUGCAGGGUGCGGCCUUAUUGCUUACUAAGGGCAGGCCCUUUUGUUUCAUACUGUUAAUGUAUACCGUAUGACUAAAUGUAGACAUCACUGAAUGAGGAAUGUACAGCAAUGAAUACCGCGAAGGGAAUAUUAACUUGCACUAAAAAAAAAAGAAAAGAAACAAAAAAACACACACACACACAUACACACACACACACACACACGCGAAAACUUUUAAAAUACUUGAUUCCAUGAGUCAGUUUUAUCAUAGGUCUCUGUCAUGUGAUUUGUGUGGAAUUCGAGAGGUUUUGUAUUUAUUACUGAGUGAAUGAAUUUUAUUCUCAAAAUGAUGAGAUUGAGUUAAAGAAGGCUAGAUUGCUAUUGUUUUUGAAGAUUGAGGAAGACAUGCUGUUACUUUUGUAUAAAUGUACAUAAAGAAAACUAUAGGAAUAACCGACCAAAUACUACCUUAACCUUCUUGAUGUUUGGGUGUUUUUAAAAUUGUUUUUGUUCUGUUUGUCAUUGAAAUUUAUUUAAGAUGGACGUUAUUUCAGUUUGAGAGUAUAUAUUAUGAUUAUUCUGUACAGAAUUUGUAAUAUAACCACAAUAAUUCACAAAGUAUUUUUGUUGUAUUAAAAGUAAGGUAUUGUAGCGUAGUGUUUUGUGACUUACACAUGCUUUGACCACUCAAAAAAAAAAAGAAAUAUUUUUGUUGACUAACGUAACGAGUUAUCAGUUACAGAAUUUUAAAAAAGAAAAAAAAAAGACUCUUCAAAUAGUAAGAGAUCAGUGUGAUCUGUUUGCUGUUAAUCAGGUUUGAUUUUAAAGAACUGUGAAUUAGGUUUUGAAACCCAAAAAUGACUUUUUAACUUUUUAACACAAAUAGGAACACCGACAUGUAUUUACCUGUUUUUGUUUUUACAUUGCUUUUAAAAUACGGUGCAAACGUCUAAUGAUAAUGUGAGUUAGACAAAGCCAGUGUGUGACAGAAAGAAUCGUAACGGGGAACUCUUGUUUGGAAGCGUAGGUCGUUCUACCUUUUUUUGGACAGAAAUGGCAUCCUCCUCAAUCAGAAAUAUUUCUUAUACUGACACUUCACAAGUCACAUGCUUAGAAACGGAAGAGUUUUUGCGUGCACAAUUUCAAGUCGACUGUAAAAUUUUGGAGACAGUCUUAGAACUUGUAAUGUAUAUGGCAUGUAUUUUUUUAACUUUCCGAAGACUCAAUUGUAUAUAUUUUCUCAAUGAAUGGUUGUAACAAAAUUGUUUCUUGGAUAUUUUUCUUCUCUUGUAUGAUAUUACAUCAUCCUGCCAGUGUGUUUGUGCUACAUUUUCUUGGUCGUGUAGUCAGAAUUUUUUUUUUUUUUAAUUUCUUUUAUUUUUUCUUUGCUUUUUUUUUUGAAAAUGCCUUUUGAAGUGUACAGAGUAUGAGGUUUGGAGUUUGUGGAAUUGAAUUUAGAAACAUUUACAAAAAUAAACUAUUUUACAUGUUA
Molecule: messenger RNA, 17583 nt
Organism: Epinephelus moara (kelp grouper)
Lineage: Eukaryota; Metazoa; Chordata; Actinopteri; Perciformes; Serranidae
Gene: kmt2cb
Product: lysine (K)-specific methyltransferase 2Cb
Exons: 61
Coding region: 773-15769 (4998 amino acids)
Biological process (GO): positive regulation of transcription by RNA polymerase II
Cellular component (GO): MLL3/4 complex; nucleus
Molecular function (GO): transcription coactivator activity; histone binding; histone H3K4 methyltransferase activity
Source: RefSeq, a predicted model, not a curated record